This is a messenger RNA of Thamnophis elegans (Western terrestrial garter snake), 6442 nucleotides long. RefSeq names its product leucine zipper and EF-hand containing transmembrane protein 1 (gene LETM1). Gene Ontology annotation, molecular function: calcium ion binding; ribosome binding. Lineage: Eukaryota; Metazoa; Chordata; Lepidosauria; Squamata; Natricidae. Gene Ontology annotation, biological process: intracellular monoatomic cation homeostasis. Gene Ontology annotation, cellular component: mitochondrial inner membrane. The record is from RefSeq and is a predicted model, not a curated record.
CUCCCAUGGCCCUCUCCCCACAGGGGAGUUUCGGGGCCUUGUUUGGUUACAGUAAGGAACUGGCAUUCUUCAGCACCGAGAAACGAUGAUUCUGUCGUAGAAAAAUCCCUGAAGUCCCUGAAGACAAAAAGCAAGAAGUUGGAAGAAGGGGGCCCCGUUUAUAGUCCAGCAGUGGAAGAAACCGUUGUUAAAAAAUCCAUUGGGCAGAAGAUUGUCGAUGAGGUGAAGCAUUACUACCACGGCUCGGUGUUGUGGAUCGAUUCCAAAAUUGGCGCCAGAAUGCUCUGGCAGAUCCUUCACGGCGGCUCCAUGACCCGCCGGGAGCGCAGGCAGUUCCUUCGGAUCUGCGCCGACCUCUUUCGCUUGGUCCCUUUCCUCGUCUUCAUCGUCGUUCCCUUCAUGGAAUUCUUGCUCCCCGUAGCUUUGAAGUUGUUCCCCAAUAUGCUUCCUUCGACAUUUGAGACCAACUCCAAGAAGGAAGAGAGGUUGAAGAAAGAACUGAGAGUAAAGCUUGAGGUGGCUAAAUUUCUUCAAGAUACUAUCGAAGAGAUUGCCUUAAAAAACAAAGCAGCUAAAGGGAAUGCUACAAGAUUCUCAACCUUCUUUCAAAAGAUACGCGAGACUGGUGAGAGGCCAAGCAACGAAGAGAUUUUACGGUUUUCUAAACUGUUUGAGGACGAGCUGACCCUGGACAACCUCACACGGCCCCAGCUGGUUGCUCUGUAACUUUUAGAACUUCAGUCAAUCGGAACAAACAACUUUCUUCGCUUCCAGCUAAUUAUGAGGCUGAGAGUAUCAAAGCAGACGAUAAAACUGAUCACUGAGGAGGGCGCGGACAGCCUGACGGUAAAAGAGUUGCAAGCAGCCUGCCGAGCGAGGGGCAUGAGAGCCCUCGGGGUCACGGAGGAGCGGUUAAAGGAUCAGCUGAAGCAGUGGUUGGAUUUGCAUCUGAAUCAAGAAAUCCCAACUUCGCUGCUUAUAUUAUCCAGAGCGCUGUACCUCCGAACCUUGUCUCCGGCUGACCAGCAAACGACUUUGCAAAUUCUCCCAGAGAAUGUGUCUAAAGAGGCUCAGGUGAAAGCGGCAGAGUCGAAAGAAAAGAUUGACAAUAAGCCAGAUGGAAGCGACUCUCCAGAAGAGGAGCCAUCAGGAAAGAACAUCAGGACGAAAGAGCUGGAAAAGCUUUCCGAAGCGGCUGACAAAGCCAAAGAGACUCUUCACGUGGCGGAAAGGGAGGUGAUAGUAGAUCUGGAUUCCUCAGCUCUGAACAAAGUCUCUCUAGAUGCCACUGCUGAACGAGAACCGACAAAAGUGAAUGUAGCCCUGCAGUCAGAGGUUUUGACAGAUACGGCCCCGGUAUUGGAAGGCACGAAGGGCGAAGAAAUAACAAAGGAGGAGAUUGACAUGCUAAGCGAUGCUUGCACGAAACUGAAGGAACAAAAGAAAUUGCUGACAAAGGAGAAGGAGGAACUGGAGGACCUGAAGGAUGAUGUGCAGGAAUACAGCGAGGAUGUGCAAGAAAUCCGGGAACUAACUAAGAGUGGACCAGAAGAAAUAGUGGAAGAAUCCAAAGCCAGCAAGAGGCUGACUAAAAGAGUGAACCGAAUGAUCGGGCAGAUCGAUCGAAUCAUUCAGGAGUUGGAGACAGACCAAAAGCCCCUCGGAGAACAGCCGGGCGGGGGUCCCACUGGGCUGCGUUUCCCAUUUAGGGAGAACCUCAUCAGCAUCCAGGAUCUUAUUAACGUGAUGAAGCAGCUCCAGGAAAUCCCCGAAGGGAAACUCAACAAGCUGGCCGAGGCCCUGGAUGAGAAUAAGGACGGCAAGAUCAACAUAGACGACGUGGUCAAGGUGAUCGAAUUGAUUGACAAGGAGGACAUCGAUAUCUCCACCAAGCAAGUAGCAGAGAUCGUGUCGCUGCUGCACAAGGAAGAAAAAGUGGAAGAGAUGGAGAAGACGAAAGAAGCAGAGAAGGAAGCUGCAGAGCUGAAGAACUAGCCUCAGCGGUUCAACGCUUCCUCCUCCUCCUCUUCCUCCUGUGCAGCUGAGUCAGCACUUAGUAGUGGUGAGAUGAAGCACCCUGGUAUUUUCCCAACUAAUCAAAGAUAACGUAAUUUUUGGACCCCAGGGAGACAAGUGACCAUUCCGUGCAGUAGAAGUGGGUCUUCUUUGGGUCUUCUAAGAAACCAGCCCAUCUUCUGCCGUGAGCUGGGUCCUUUUGUCCUGGUGUGUUGAUUCAGUCCCUUUGUCUGCCGGUUGUGCUCUAAAUCAGAAAAUCUUUGCAGUGCACAAGGAAUCACUACUCCUUUUUAAACUAUGUUACUUUUGCUUGUCAUGGAGAUAAUAACGUUUUUCACUUCUUAAAAGUGAAAAUCUCUACCGCAAAAAUCUCCAUACUGAAACCACUCAAAAAUGGCUAAACCCAGGUGAAAUUUGGUUUCUGAAAGUUUUGUAAUUAUUUUAUGUUAAGACGUGUAGAAUUGCACUGCAACCAUAAUUUAAAAAACAAAACAAAAACCUUCUCGAACAUUUUUAUUUUGGCUUGGUUGAUUUCUCAGUGUUAAAAAAAGAGAAAAAGGUAUUGCGCUAUUUAACUAUCAAUACACACCAUUUUAGAAAGGGUUGGAAGUCUCUCAUCCCUCUAUAAUCCCAUUAAUCUUUCUCUCAGUUUUACCCAUUGAUCCAGUUUCACUCAUGCGUAAUCUGGACUCCCAGAGUUUGCAGACCAGGCAUCAAUUGGCUACGAGGCAACUUUGAAAUUGUGUUAAAAAAAAAAGGUCUACCAAAUCACUGUUUAUAUAAUAGGUGUACUUUAAUCAGGAUAUUUUUUCUUUCUCCUUGGGUAUGAAAUAACUAAUCCAACGUACUGGAAAUAUCAUAAACAUUGCCUAUAUAAUCAUGACCAUUGAAGGCUGCUCAUAAGUGUCUGCCUUAGUUCGCUUUUGAUCUAGUCGGUUCUGCUGGUAGUUGCACUAGGCAGAGUUAAGCGGCCUUUUAAAGCCUUUAGUGGGGGGGGGGGUAUGUUUUUCUGACCGGUGGAGGGGAUUCCAAGUCUGUGGCCAGAAAUGGAGGCUGAUGAAAUUGGCCGUGUGAGCCUGAACGAUUCCGUCUUCAAUUCUGAUGCUUGGGUUUUCUCGGGGCUCAGAAUCGGCAUUUGCAUUGCCUGCCUUUUGUUGAGUUGCAAGACGAAUCAACACCCCUGGUUUGAUUUCCGAAUGAAUAGAAAAUGUAUUUCAGACCCCAGUUUGGAGGGAUUGAAAUUGCAAGCCUUGGCCCUUCAUAGAUUUGUCCCUGUUUUCUAGCUGCUGCCUUAGUGCUGCUGAUAGGCAGGAGGCAAACUUAGCCCAUUUAUUCUACACCCUCCUCUUCCAGUUGUGAUAGGUGUUGGUCUUAUGGGGACGUCACUGAAGCAGCCUCUGGUGACAUGAGAAGUUCCUUUAAAUACGUUUCCUUGUGUGAGGAGGAGGAGGAGGAGGGGGGGUGUCUGCAGCUGGAUUUGGAUCGAAGGGGAAAACCUUCCCUAGCAACUUAAAAAUCCCUGGAGGAGAGCAGCCUUUUUCACGGCAGGGGGAAGGGACGUCCUUGUUUAUUGCCCGUUUAUUCCUGUGACCAAUUAGCGAAAGGGAGCGCAACUGUCCUGUCUACCCCAGUGCCCACUUUGGGUCCAAGAGGAAACCCCUGUUUGAAGGCAGAAGGAAGGGUUGAGCCUUCUUACAGCGGCACUUCACACAUUACGUCAGGUUGCAGCAGCUACAUGAUGCUAUAAAGUACAUUAGUCAAACCCGGGCACUUGCUGUUUGUUGCGGAGGAUGUGGGAAGCCACACCCAAGCUAAACACAGCUCUUGGGAACAGUUGUGUGCAUGCACAACUUCCAGAGGCAUUACAAGGAUUAAGUUCAUAAUGGAGAUACUAAGAUUUCUGUGGUCUGGUGCUCACCUUGUGUGUAAGUUGAUCUCUCUCCUGAAGGAAUCCAUGGGCGAUCCCUCCCAUUCCCCGUUUCCUUUCUAGCUCCACAUUGCUACCAGCUUCCUUUCUCCAAACUGUGGCUGGUAAUGUAGCAAGGAAUGCAGUGAGGAGCUCUCAUUUUGUGUAGUCGUUUUUGCAGAUGGUUGUGCGUUCGGAGGGGCAACUGAACACAAGGUGAUGGGAGAUGGGAGCUACCCCACCUGCCCUUUGGCCAUGAUGGCGUUAGUAACCCAGUUAAUCUUUUGGAAAAGAGAAGGGAGCAGAUGCAACUCACAUAUGUCACCCUUAGUUGCUCACAAGCGUGACCUUCAGAGAAGAUUUGGGAUCUAUUUAUGAUGGUCUUGAGGGGGGAGAAGAAGACUUGCAGGCCCCUUUUCUGUCCUCUUGGGUGACUUUCAGUGCCUUUACCAGCGAUGGGAAUGUCUUCCUCCCAUCGUGAAGAGAGAGGCAGAGAAGUUGGCUUCUCAACAUGGUCACCUUGGUCCUAGAUCAGAGGGCUCCCUCCGGCUGGCUUUCUCUUGCAUUCUAGCGUCCGUAGCUUUAGCAGCAGGUCUGAGCAAAGAACUUUUGUAGCUGAUGGCCCAUAUCUUUUUUUUUAAAACAGGGGAGCAAGUGGGGGCUUCUUGUUUCGCACAUAGAAAUUGCCAGAAUUCUGUUUAAAACUUGAAAAAAUCCAGUCUCAGCAUCAAUUCUGCUGACAGUUUCCAUGAAUUAACCUCCUGUCUCGAUAUAACACAGCUUUCUGCCUUUGUUUAGGACACAUAAAGGACAAUGGACGGAUAAUCCUCAACUUUCUGUAUUUAUGGAUCGAUAAAUUGGUGUUAGGAAAAUAUGCAUACUAUUAGGGAAACUAUUUGCACUUUGUACAUGUGUAUAGUCUCACCACACAUCUUUCUGGUGGAUAAGGGUAAAUAUCAGUUGGAUUUAAAUGCAAAUUGUUGUACAGGAUAAGAGAGCUGAAGGCCUAAAAGAGGAAAGAGAGGUUGUGUUUUCAAUAAACAUUAAUUUUCAGAAAUAAAGUCUGAGAAGCGGUAACUGGUACAAUCUUCAGAUGCAGAAUAUUAAACAUUUGAUAUUCAUAUUUCACAUGGCAAAGAGCAUUUACAAGCCUUCCCCCCCUCCCUUUAUUUCUGAAAAUAAUUGCGUUUAUUUCUGUCCAGAACGCAGAGGGUUGUUUUGGCCCCAGGGUUGGGCAUAUUUUGAUGUAGACCGUUGUGUUGAUAGGCACAGUUUCCUUAGGUUUUUUUUGCAUAACUGGUUGAAUCCAGCCGUUCAAAGCUCUUUGGGUCACUCCAGUGUCCCCCAAGAAGUCCAGGGAUUUGGGGGCUGCAGACUAAGGUUCCGCCUUCCCUCCCUCCCCACAGAUUUCUACAUCCAAACUGUUGCCUUCCAUCUGUAGCUACCGUUUUGCCAGCAAGCUGGAUGGGUUCACUUUCUCCCCUUCGGAGUCUGGAGCUGGAAUUAGGCCUUUCCGAGCCCCACCACCACCUCCCUCCCUCCCUCUGGGAAAGUCUGAGAUCCAUAGGCUCCCUUCCCUGGCUGUUAAAAUGCUCCCAAGGGCUGAUCAGAGCACAUGUUCUCCCGGUGCAGUGUGUGGUUCCAUAAAUAUUCAAGGAUGUCCUAGGAAAAAACUGCUGAGUGAAUUUUGUGAUUUUUAAAAAAAAGGUUAAGAAAUCACGGGGCAAAUGUGCUCCUUUUAAAGGUGCAACCGCUUUUUUCAAUGAAUAUUUUUUUUAAGAAAAACAUAGGAUCAGAAAGCCAGAUUUGAAUCCUCCCUUGCCGAGCGAGAGAGCGAGAGGCUGGAUUCUUUGGCUUCAAUCAGCGAACCUUCAAGCUAAGAAAGGCCCUCUGAGUUUUUUUGAGAGUGGAUCCCCCCCCCCAGCCCUAGAAGGAAACUGAGGCAAGGUGUGUGUGUGUAGAACAGCUGUUCAGCCCCAGAGGGCUAAGGAUUCAGUCAGGUGGGCCCUUCUACACUCCACUCGACACUGGGAGGGGCAGUAUUGUUCCUCUAUCGAGAUUUGAAAUAGCAAAUCAGCUAUUUUUAAAAAUACCUUAGCUGGCAAUCCAGGCUUGUAGAUCCUCUCCUGUAGUAGCAGAGAAAUUCCAUGCUGUUUCCUAGAUUGUUUAACAAUUAGCACGAGGCAAAACCACCCUUGUUUUUUUCUAGAAGGGAAUUGGAUUCUCUGUGGAAAAGAGCUUUGAACCAUCACCAGUUAUAUAAGAUCUGAGUUGAAAGACAUUUCAGUGUGUGAUGCUAGUGGUGCUUUGUGUUUAAUAUGUAUAAAAUCCUUUUUAUCUUUCUAAGCUUAAAUUAUUAUAUAAAAUACCACGUCAUUAAAGAAAAUAGACCAUAUCCCCUCUUUUACUGUCGAUUAUUUAUGAAUAAAAUCUUACAUCAUCAACCUGUCGAUAUUGAUCAUGUGAACCGAAAGACAAUACUUCUUGAUGUACAGCAAAAUAAAAAAUGAUUGAAACUUU